This is a messenger RNA of Styela clava, 585 nucleotides long. The record is from RefSeq and is a predicted model, not a curated record. Lineage: Eukaryota; Metazoa; Chordata; Ascidiacea; Stolidobranchia; Styelidae.
UCACAUAUCAAGGUUAUGAAUUUUCUAAAAAUGACAAAAACUUACCAUUCUUGAGUUAAUAAAGCGUAAAAGUAGGGAAAAUAUGGAUAGCCAAGAAAAACCUGUAAAUCCUGAGACGAAAAAUGACGAUUCAAACACCCAACGGGCCCAUAUCAUCCAACACAUGCCCUCGUUCUCACGGCUUCAUCCCAUCAUACCAAAGCGAUACGUACCAGAGUGGAAAACAGACAUGGUCAACAGGACCAGACUGAUAAAGAACGCAAAGCAAGCCGGAAUCUACCCGGGCCCUCACGAUGAAAGCUUAUUUCUUGAGAAGAGAGAGAGACUGAACCACGGCGAAAAGAGAGGAUACGUUGUCGUGAAAACAACCGCUGCACCGCGUAGAGAACUCCUUCGACCCCCGUUCCCAUCUCACAUGAGCAAAUAUCAGAGCGAACUCAUGUACAGGAGAGACCCAUGGGAAGAAGAUUGAUCGAAUCCAUGAAAUUUUUGGUGUUUUUUAGUUUUUAGGAACAUUUCGUUCAUUUUAUAAUAAGUAUUCAAUCUGUGAAAUAACACACGUUAAAAAUAGAUUUAUUUUGUAUU